Desarmillaria tabescens is the source of this 1281-nucleotide messenger RNA. RefSeq lists its product as uncharacterized. The record is from RefSeq and is a predicted model, not a curated record. Bases 95 to 955 code for a protein of 286 amino acids. Lineage: Eukaryota; Fungi; Basidiomycota; Agaricomycetes; Agaricales; Physalacriaceae. The transcript is spliced from 6 exons.
GCUCUCGCCGGGAUACACUCUCGCUGAAUAAUACCAAAAAAUGCUGCAAUAAAGAGACCAUGUGCAGACUUGACUGUUCGAUAUUCCCCAAACCAUGGCAGAUCUCAAUGUGGCUGUGGUGAUGUCGCUUUCUGGACGAGUAGGUCUCGUUACAGGCGGAGGAACAGGGUUGGGAUUUAUGAUUGCUAAAGCCUUCGCUGCGAACGGAGCCAAAGUAUACAUUACUGGCCGAAGGUUAGACGUACUGGAGAAAGCAGCCGCGUCUAUUACUGGCGUCUCAGGAUCUGUUAUCCCACUCCAGAUGGAUGUGACAAAUGGAGAAAGCAUUAAGGCUGGCGCACAACAUAUUGAUGGAAUCGAUGGCAAGCUCGACAUACUCGUCAAUAAUGCCGGAUUUUCAGCUUCCCUUCGCGAUCCAGACUUCAUCGCGAAGAAACUCGCCGCAGAGGAUCCUUUUGAACCCGAAACCGUACAGAACUGGGCUGACAUUUUUGCAUUAAACACGAUCGCCCCAUUCUUUGCCGUACGCGCUUUCCAAUCCCUCCUCAUCAAAGGAGCGCAUUCCCGCCCCCAAGGUACCUCAAGCAUCAUCAACAUCAGCAGCGGAGCAGCAAAAUUGAACCUUUCGGCGUCAUCUGCAUCCUUCGCACACGCUCCUACGAAAGCUGCUUUGAACAAGCUCACCCUCGUUCUGGGAACGAGCUUUGCUGGGAGGAAUAUCCCGAUUCGAGUGAAUGCGAUAGAACCUGGGGUAUUUGCGUCUGAAAUGGCUUCUGGUAAAUUGUUGGAGUCGCUGAAGACUAAGCCGCUGCCUGGCUUGGUGGCUCCUAUACCGGCAGGAAGACGUGGGACUGAGGAGGAGAUAGGGAUGGCGGCGGUGUACUUGGCAGCGUCGGAUUAUACGAACGGAGCGGUCCUGAGGGUCGACGGUGGAAUUACAUUGGUGAAUCCAUGAUGGUCUGACUGCGUAACGUAUAUUCUACCCUCGUCUUAGGCGAUGUCAGAGGACGUUUCUCAGCUGUGAAUUUACUCGAGUCUGAAAUGCAGUCGUUAUUCGAGGGAUAAUAGUCAGAUGGAGGACGCAUUUUACGGAGCUCUGCUCAAUUUAUGCGAGCAGUUCAAUAUCAACUUUCUGCUACGUCGAAAUCAUUAAGCUCUCAGGUUCAAUGGGCUCAACAGAAUCAACUUAAGACUAGCUCGUUUAUACUCCUUUAAGAACCCCGAAACCUCCGGUACCGCGCCAGUUAUCGUGUAUGUGAUGUCUGGACUUCCAGAGUGGGU